Aspergillus chevalieri is the source of this 1335-nucleotide messenger RNA. RefSeq lists its product as uncharacterized. The record is from RefSeq and is a predicted model, not a curated record. The transcript is spliced from 2 exons. Lineage: Eukaryota; Fungi; Ascomycota; Eurotiomycetes; Eurotiales; Aspergillaceae. Bases 1 to 1335 code for a protein of 444 amino acids.
AUGGACUUAUCCAUUACUAAAGACGCAACCACGAGAGGCCAGCAACCGGUCGACAAGCUCGACCGGUUCAUGUUUGCGAUACAUGAAAAUGCGACCAAGACAAAUGACUCGACGCCAGAAAGUCUUGAAAAUACGCAAAACUUGCCAACAAUGGAGAGAAGGCCAUCUCUUAUAUUAGGGCGGCUUUCAAAGGAAGACGAAGAACAUAGGGCGACUUUGUUGAUGAAGCUGCACAACGGGUCGGCUUCAAGCCAUCUACAGGCCUACUUUGAGGAAUUGAAAAAAGGUUCUCCUACGUGGGACAUCGACACCUUCAUCGAAGGUGCAAUACGUUUGGCCAACCUAGUCGGAUCUGACAGAGUCAGAUAUUAUGGCGAGACAUUGAAAGGGAUACAUUAUCCGAACCCGUUUACCGAAUUGUGGAACCAAAUAUAUCCUCAACAACCCAUCACCGUGUGGGAUCGCGAUAUCAGAUACCAAUGUCCUCCAAGCUGGUCCAAUGAUCUCAAAGAAUUUCGUCAUGUGUUAAGCUACCAGGGCGAAGCGCCUUUAAGCCAUGGCCUUAAUGAAUUGCUCCAAGGUCCGACUACACUUGACUGUGGCAUGUUCUGCCAACUUCUACUAUGGAUGGCAAUACGUUAUCUUAUAGGAGAUGGAUUGUUCAACGAGUUGUUCAAAUUUAAGAAGGGACAGUUUAUCCUAACGCAGAAUUGGGAUGAGCCUGUGAAUGAUGUUGGCACAAUCGGAAAUCUACUGUACCCCUUCUACGACCAUCCUCUUCAGGCUCCGGAAUCGCAAACUCGCAUUCACACCAAGACUGUUUUCAAUGAUGAAGCCUAUCUUGCUAAGCAUCCAGGGGGCGAGGGGCGCUUGCACAAUGUUAUACAAAUUGAUGGCUACAACAGCUACAAUAUUGUUUUCGACCCUGGCGCACCUCGCAACAUUCUAGCAGACGCUGAACUUGAAACAAGGUCCCUGCAAGCGUACAAUGCGCCCAGGAGUUUAGCUGACGAAGAAAGAUUGUGGUUCUACGCAAAUUUUCCAGACUUUGUACACCCUGAUUUUGCACCAAAGAAUUGGGGGGUCCUGGCCGAGGAGGCAAAAAAGUUUGCGGAUCAUAUCUUAACUGAAACUGAAUGGAAGGAUAGACGGUCCGACCGUGAGAAAAGAGCCCGUGGAAUGCAUCUGACAUUCAACUUCCAAAGACUGAUAAGCAGUAUUGAGGAAGCUCAAGUCGCAUAUUCCAAUGGAGAUGAUGUCCUAUCUAGAGCAGAAAAGGCAAAAGCGGCAGCUACUUCAAACACUAUUGAUAGAUUGCUUUCUAAGAUGAGAUAG